UGUGUGUGUGUGUGUGUGUGUGUGUGUGUGUUACAGGAAGUAUGAUAAAGAAGGAAUUUCUACUAAUUAGGGCCGAAAAUAAAUAAUCAUUUAUUUUUAAUUGAUGAUCAAUUUAUUUGCAAUUAAUAUGUAACUCAUCGACAAUGUAAUACUGGAAACAAAAGUACUUACAGCAGUGAGCACAUUUGAAGUCAGACACAGAAGAGCAACCUUCAAAUGAACAAAUAUCCAAGUUAUCAAAGUGAAAACAAAAGUCUACCGGAGUGUAAAAUUUUCCAGAUCGCAUCAAUGUGUAAGCGGACUUGUAGAAGGCAUACAUGAUCAUGUUUUGGAAUCGUUGAAACUGAAAAUGAACAAAAGCUUGCAACUUCAAAUAAUUGGAUUGUUGAAAAAAAAUUAUAUAUAUAUUUUUUUAUAUGUAAACGUGUAUUAAUAACACCAAAGCACAAAAAUAUAAAAAAAAAUUUUUGUGUAAACCUGUAAAUUAUUAUUAAUAAUUUUGUCGACGUAAAAAUUCAAGUUUUGUCACGUGAUUAUGAAACGCUACGCGAUUGGCGUACGGGCUCGUGACGUCACGAUGUUACAUGGUCACGCCGCGAAGACUGGAUACGAUGUGUAUAAAAUAAGCUCUCCGAAACGACUUAUAAUAAAUUUGAUCAUUUAGCCGAAUUUCAACGGAGAAUGUGUGAACAAGGCUUCGUGAAAGCAAAUAGCAAUAAUUUGCCGCAAAUUAACAUGUUUGCGGUGUUAGAAUUUCUCAAAGAUGAUGAUCGUUUCAAUGCUCCAGAAAUACGUUGUGCCAAAGCUUCAUUGAACUGUCGUGAGAGCUAUGGAGAUGCAGCUGUAGGUUAUGUCCAAGUAAAACGUGAAGGAGACCUCUGCAUUGUGAAAUGUCGAGUAUGUCCUGAACAUAGGGUUCGGAGCAAAGCAUAUUCAACAACAUUAAUCAUUAAUGAAGCAACAGAGAAAAUCAUAGACGUUCAGUGUCAUGAUUGCGCAGCAGCAACAGGUGGAUGUAAACAUGCUUUAGCAGUUGUCAUGUGGGUACAUCGAAGGAGCGAAGACCCUGCGCCUACAGAAAUAGCAUGCUAUUGGAAAAAAUCUCGUUUGUCAGGUGUAGGAACGGCACUCAAAUAUGUCGAAGUCAAAGAUUUAGGCAUUCAGAAAGUACAUAAACUAAAACGAACAUCCAUUCCCGAUAAUAGCACUUUCUUACACGACGUUCUAGAACUGGCAGAAAGUAAACAAAUUGACUGUCAAAUUUCACGACUACAGGUUGACUUGAAAUGUCUGAAAACAAAUAAUUUAUCGUUGCACAGACUCCUUUUAAAAUUUCACUUAAAUGGAGGUCUGAUAUCAGGAAAUUUUCUUACUUUUGCCAGUUCUGAGAUGACUCAAGUCUUAUGCGAUGAAGCUGAAAAAUUGACACGAAACCAGAGUGAUUGCCCACUGUGAUACGAACUCCGAUACGGGAGAAUUACAGCUUCUAAGCUGUACGAAGCAGCACAUUGUACAACAGAUAGUGGGUCGUUUGUUAAACAGGUAACAGGGGCGAGUAAGGUGCAUGAAACAAGUGCAAUGUUACGAGGAAAGGACUUGGAAAAACUGGUGCUGAUAAAAGUAGAGCGCGAACUAGAUACACGAAUUAAGAGUGCUGGACUGUAUCUAUCACCAAAUUAUCCAGCUCUUGGUGCAUCACCUGAUGGUAUGACCAACGAAUACAUUGUAGAAAUAAAAUGUCCUUCGAAUGAAAAAGCGUUGGAAAGAUUCUUGUCGAAAGAUAAAAUUAUCAAUCCUAAGUGCGUAGCACAAAUGCAAUUACAAAUGUUAGCUACAGGAAAGAAAAAAGGAUUAUUUUGUGUGGCUGAUUCGGCCUUUGAAAAUACAAAAAAAGUGCACAUGCAGUGGCUUGCAUACGAUGUAGAAGUAGCACAGGAUUUAGUCAAAAAGGCAAUGCUGUUUUGGGAAAGAAAUAUAUUUCCAUUGUUAUUAUCUUCUGUACAGAAGUAAGGUAUUAAUGUAUAAAACUGUAUAUGUAACAAAAUAUAUAAUAUAUUCAGAAUUAUUACCCACUUGUCAUACUAUUUUUUUAUUAUUGGUGAAUGUAAAUUUAUUAACGCCGAGGCAAUCACGAUAAUGUCAUCAGUGUAAGAUAACAUACUAUGGUUUAUAACA
This is a messenger RNA of Solenopsis invicta (red fire ant), 2175 nucleotides long. RefSeq lists its product as uncharacterized. Bases 682 to 1455 code for a protein of 257 amino acids. Lineage: Eukaryota; Metazoa; Arthropoda; Insecta; Hymenoptera; Formicidae. The transcript has 3 exons. The record is from RefSeq and is a predicted model, not a curated record.